Alosa alosa (allis shad) is the source of this 1993-nucleotide messenger RNA. RefSeq names its product methyltransferase like 15 (gene mettl15). The transcript is spliced from 6 exons. NCBI's taxonomy places the organism in Eukaryota, Metazoa, Chordata, Actinopteri, Clupeiformes, Clupeidae. The record is from RefSeq and is a predicted model, not a curated record. Gene Ontology annotation, biological process: rRNA base methylation. Gene Ontology annotation, molecular function: rRNA (cytosine-N4-)-methyltransferase activity. Bases 239 to 1489 code for a protein of 416 amino acids.
GCAAAACUGGCUAGUUUCUCUCAAGGCGGAACACAAUGUCUGUAUCUACCGUUCCGUGUAGGGUUCAUUUUGGGGUGUACCGAAGGAGCAUGUAUUUUACUGUCUAGCAUUACCGGUCUGGGAGAUAUGUAGUAAAAUACCCUUUUCUCUUUGCGAUAAAGAGUCAUUUGGAGUCUGAAAAUACGCAACGUGCCCUGUGCAGUAUUCGUAAAAGUAGCAUUCCUCGUAGGAGGUUCGGAUGUGUCUCCGUGGUAAUGGCCUGGUGUGCAGGCUGGCAGGCAGUUUGUGGGCACCAGAAUGUCCAGCACCGCCACACCGGCUCUGCUGGAGGAGGUUGUGCUCAUUAGCGAGGCUGUGUUCCCACUUUGACCCCCUGGGACUCAGCAGCACCGCUCCAAAGAGGACUGCCGCCACCUCGUCCGCCGGCCCCAGCUCGGGCCAGCAGACUCUGCUGCACACCCCUGUUAUGGUUAAAGAAGUGCUAGAAAGCCUCGAUCUCCAGCCAGGGCAGGUUGUUGUGGAUAUGACCUUUGGGGCCGGAGGUCACACAAAGGCCAUCCUAAGGGCGGUGCAUGAUGUGACGGUGGUUGCCCUCGACCGCGACCCUCUGGCCUACCGACUAGCUCAGCAGCUGGCAGAGGAACACCCGGGUCGUGUGUAUCCGCUGCUGGGGCGCUUUAGUGAACUGAGCUCCCUGCUGACCGGCCUGGGCUUUGGCCCAGGAAGCGUGAGCGCCGCCCUGGUGGACGCUGGCUGCUCCUCCAUGCAGAUGGACAGCGCCCAGCGCGGCUUCGCCCUCAGCAAGGAUGGGCCCCUGGACAUGAGGAUGGACGGAGAGAGGUUUCCCAGAAUGCCGAGCGCCGCUGACGUGCUGAAUGCCUUGGAUCAACAGGCGCUUGCGUCGCUGCUGCGAGCCUACGGAGAGGAGAGGCAUGCCGGCAAAAUCGCCUCUGCCAUCGCGCAGGCACGGCACAUCUACCCUAUCCAACGCACUCAACAGCUGGCCAGCAUAGUGGCAGGAGCGAUGCCGCCCUGUGCACUGUACGCCCGGCGUGACCGUCUGCAGAGACCAUCCCACGUAGCCACCAAGACCUUCCAGGCGCUGCGGGUGUUCGUCAACGAUGAGCUGAACGAGCUGCACGCGGCUCUGCAGGCAGCGCAGUUACACCUCCGGCCCUCUGGGGGGCGCCUGUGUGUGCUCACCUUCCACUCGCUGGAGGACCGGCUGGUCAAGCGCUUCCUGAGGGGGGAGGAUCUCGCCGCGCCGCCCAGGAUGUCCAGCCGGCAGCGGGCCAGACGAGCGCUAAGGGCCCGACAGGAGGAGGAGCAGGACGAGGAUGAAGAUGAGGAGGAGGAUGAUGAGGAUGGUGGUGUGGGCAGUGCAGGGUGGGUGAGUCUGAGGAGGAAGGUGCUGACGCCGUCCAGGGAGGAGCUGGAGGAAAACCCGCGAGGACGCUCCGCCAAGCUGCGUGCCGCCAUCCGGCGCUGAGCGACCUUUGACCUCACAGGCUGAACUUGUGACCCUGAGGGUCAAGAGCACUCUGUGUGUGUGUGUGUUUGUGUGUGUGUCUUUGUGUGUGGGGGUUACAUGUCUCUACCCUAUCUACUGUAUCAGUCAGGGCUGUGUUUCUCCUCAUGGCCACGACUACCACUAACAGACUCAAGGUCAAGACGUCAAAAACACUGAGUAGGUGUCCUGUGUUCACAACCUGUCAAUCAUCCAGGGCUUUGUUUGCAAAAGGCUUGUCUUCUGAAUGAUUAACAUGUUAUUCGACUCUCCGUGCACACCCCUACUUUUUAGUUUCUUGUCUUUACUCUUCACUGAGUGUACACUGUCACUGUGUACAGUUGUUUGGGUUUGUUUUGUUGUACUUUCAUUUGACUGAUAAAACUGAUAACUGAUGAUGGCCCUGUGUUGUCAGUUAAGAAUGGACCUGCCCAAAUUAUUUUUUAUUCUAUUUUUGUUUUUGAAAUAAAUUGAGAUUGAGAUUCA